AUGAACAACGAUUUUAUCUUUGGAAACCCAUUCCCAGACACGUCGACUGGCAACACAACAAGAGAAGCACAAGGUGAUAUUCAAUAUAAUCCUCCACCAGAUCAAUAUUCACGAAACAAUGAAACAUUUGCUGGUUUUAAUGAGGUACAGAAGUCUUUGAUCACACAGAUGGUAAAUGAAAGUAUGGUGAAUACAAUCAGUAAACCACAGCUACCAAAUUUUUUCAAGGACAAACCAGAGCUCUGGUUCAUCUUGAUUGAAUCUGAAUUUCAAGCAACAAAAACAACAAAUGAUGACAUGAAAUAUUAUUCUGUAAUAAGGGCACUUGAUGCAGACAUGCUCCAGCAAAUUACUGGCAUUUUACAUGACCCACCAGUUGUCGAAAAAUAUAAAAAAAUUAAAGAAGCAUUAAUUCAAAGAACUUCAGUCUCACGUGAUAAACAAAUUCGCCAACUAUUGACAUCAAUGGAUCUGGGAGACAAAAAACCAACACAACUUCUUCGUGAAAUGAAGGAACUGGCUGGUGAAUCCAUGACAGAGGAUAUGUUGCAUCAAUUAUGGCUAGACCGAAUGCCAAAUCAAAUAAAACCUUUGUUAGUCGUGUCAUCAACAUUAACAUUGAAAGCACUUGCUGAAGUUGCUGAUAGAGUCCUUGAAGCAUCACGAAGCUCUUUUGUAAUGGCAACAACAGCGUAUGGACAAAAAGAUGCAUCAAUAUCAACAACACACAAUCGUCUAGAACAAAGAUUAGACAACUUGCAACAAAUGUUGAUGGAAUGCAUGAAAGAAAUCAAAGAAAUGAAGGUAAAAUACAAUACCAGAUCUUCUAGAUCAAGAUCUAGAUCACAAUCAUACCAACGGUCUGACAAAUCCAUGUGUUACUAUCAUCAUAAUUUUGGUAACAAUGCCAACAAAUGCGUACCACCUUGUUCAUUUAAACCAAGUGAACAGGGAAACUAA
Molecule: messenger RNA, 960 nt
Organism: Aphidius gifuensis
Lineage: Eukaryota; Metazoa; Arthropoda; Insecta; Hymenoptera; Braconidae
Exons: 1
Coding region: 1-960 (319 amino acids)
Source: RefSeq, a predicted model, not a curated record